This is a messenger RNA of Cladocopium goreaui, 1023 nucleotides long. Lineage: Eukaryota; Dinophyceae; Suessiales; Symbiodiniaceae. The record is from the annotation of a GenBank genome assembly.
AUGCAUGGCAAGAAGGCUUCAAUCUACGGUUCCCGUCGCAGCCAGAAGUCUGCGCGACGCAACUGGAACACCUAUGGUGAGGAUGACUAUGAGGCCAACUAUGACUAUGAUGAGACUGCCAUGCCCAACGUGCCGGAAGAGACCUAUGAGAAUGAAGAUGAACAGAACCAAGAGUAUGAGCAGAACUAUGACGAUGUGGUUUACGAUGAAGGGACAGCUUUUGCUGCGACACUGACCCUUCUUGACGAGAUGGCCACUACGAUCAUGGAGCUCAAGAAGGUUCCUCCUGGAGAAUCCUUGGGCACCGAGUUCUGGGAGCAAGAUGAACUUCAACCUGUUCUGCAACUUCCAGGAGUUCAACUGCAGAAAGGCUCAAUGUGCAAUUUUGGACUUCGAGGUCGAGAUUUGCUGAAGAAGGUCGACAUCAGCAUGAAGAAUGCCUUGGUGGAAAUGCAAAGCGCGCCCAGAUCUACACGAAGAACCUUGCACAACCUGACACAAGAGCUGGAGAUGCCUGAGAUUGCCCUCACCAAGACCGCCUUCAUCAAGCACAACAAGAAGGCGACAUCAGCACAGAUGCCGAAGCAGAUGAGAGUCAAACAGCAUUGGCUCCGAGAGCAUGGACGGCAUCUCAAAAGUCCACUCUUGCAACGUGAGCGACACUGGCUUCGUCGACAUGGACGACAAUGCGUGCUGAUGCCUAUCGCCUAUCACGUCUUCCUCAACGACAUUGUCCACAAGAAGACGGCCUCUGCGGACCCUUUGGUCAAUAAUGAGGCCAAGCGUUUCCAACAAGAUCAACAACCAACUUGGGCAAGCACUUCAUGGCCGACAUCCAGCACACCCGUCUUCGACGCCAAGUUCACCGAAGUCGAGACCAUCACAGGUCUCAUGUCAAGCGGUGAUGAUGAAUGUGCUGGUGAUGAGGGAAUGGGGCGAGCUGCCAAACAAGCUUUGAAAAAGGAAACACCCUGGCGCUCCAUCAAUGCCCAGGACCGCCCUCACUUUGUCAAGGCCACAUAG